Populus euphratica (Euphrates poplar) is the source of this 1940-nucleotide messenger RNA. RefSeq names its product metal transporter Nramp5-like. Gene Ontology annotation, molecular function: manganese ion transmembrane transporter activity; cadmium ion transmembrane transporter activity. The record is from RefSeq and is a predicted model, not a curated record. Bases 1 to 1650 code for a protein of 549 amino acids. Lineage: Eukaryota; Viridiplantae; Streptophyta; Magnoliopsida; Malpighiales; Salicaceae. The transcript has 13 exons. Gene Ontology annotation, biological process: manganese ion transport; iron ion transmembrane transport. Gene Ontology annotation, cellular component: plasma membrane.
AUGGCAGGCAUUCAGCAGCAAAAUGAUACUUUGCCAGCAUCAUGGGAUGGUUCAAGCAAACAAACAGCAGCUUUUGAUGUGGAGGGGCAUCCUCGACCUUGUAUUGAUAAUGAACUUAAAGACCCAAGUCACCAGAAAUCUGGAUGGAGGAAGUUUCUAUCAUAUGUAGGACCUGGUUUCCUCGUUUCAUUGGCUUAUCUUGACCCUGGAAAUUUGGAGACUGAUCUGCAAGCAGGAGCUAGUCACAGAUAUGAGCUGCUAUGGGUAGUGCUUGCUGGAUUGAUCUUUGCUCUUACAAUCCAAUCACUAGCUGCAAACCUUGGUGUCAGCACCGGAAAGCACCUGUCGGAGCUAUGCAGAGCUGAGUACCCACGACAUGUCAAGUAUUGCCUGUGGUUGCUAGCAGAGAUAGCUGUCAUGGCUGCCGAUAUCCCCGAAGUGAUUGGGACAGCUUUUGCCCUAAACAUAUUGUUUAAUAUCCCAGUAUGGUCUGGAGUUCUAUGCACUGGUUGUAGCACUCUGCUACUCCUCGGCCUGCAGAAAUAUGGUGUGAGGAAGCUAGAGCUGUUAAUAGCACUGCUCGUGUUUGUUAUGGCAGCGUGUUUCUUUGGAGAAAUGAGACAUGUAAAGCCUCCUGCAACUGAUGUGCUUAAGGGCAUGUUUAUCCCCAAGCUGUCAGGCCAAGGAUCCACUGGCGAUGCCAUUGCCCUACUCGGUGCCCUUGUCAUGCCGCACAAUCUCUUUCUCCACUCUGCCCUUGUUCUGUCUAGGAAAACACCAAACUCUGUCCGUGGCAUUAACGAUGCUUGUCGCUAUUUCCUGAUAGAGAGUGGGCUCGCGCUGUUUGUAGCAUUUUUAAUCAAUCUCGCAGUCAUCUCCGUAUCUGGGACUGUUUGCUCAGCUCAAAAUCUAUCAUCUGAAAAUGCAGAUCGAUGUGGAGAUCUCACCCUUAACUCUGCUUCCUUCCUUCUUCAGAAUGUGCUGGGAAAAUCAAGCUCAAAAAUUUAUGCGAUUGCUGUAUUAGCUUCAGGGCAGAGCUCCACUAUCACAGGCACUUACGCAGGACAAUACAUCAUGGAGGGUUUCUUGGAACUUAGGAUGAGAAAAUGGAUUAGGAACCUAGUGACUAGAUGCAUUGCCAUUACACCUAGUCUUAUUGUCUCCAUUAUCGAUGGAUCGUCAGGCGCGGGUCGACUAAUCAUCAUUGCAUCGAUGAUUCUUUCUUUUGAACUGCCUUUCGCUCUUAUCCCACUUCUUAAAUUCAGUAGCAGCACCACCAAGAUGGGGCCACACAAGAACUCAAUCUAUAUUAUAGCGUUAUCAUGGAUUUUGGGUCUGGGAAUUAUUGGCAUCAACAUUUAUUAUCUAAGCACAGGCUUUGUGGGCUGGCUAAUUGACAGCAAUCUACCUAAAGUAGCGAACGUUUUCAUUGGAAUAAUAGUAUUUCCUCUAAUGGCAGUCUAUAUCCUUACAGUAAUCUAUUUAACCUUCAGAAAGGACACUGUGGUGACUUUUAUGGAGCCAAAUAAGAAUGACCCCCAGAACAAAACUAACAUGGAGAACGGACUAGCUAAAUCUACCGAGGGCCCGGAGAUGGUGGAUCGUGCGCCAUAUAGAGAGGAUUUAGCUGAUAUCCCUCUGCCAGAAUAGGGGGUGUUCAGAGCUAGAAAUCCAGGUUCCUUCGUUAAUGCAUGACAAGCACAACUCGUAAAAUCGGGGUUAAAAAUGAUGUGUUAUAUGAAGCCUUCUUGUUUAGUUGAAGUUACAAGUCUUACUAAUACUUCAUCGCACCCCUUUUUGGGUCCAAAAAUAGCAGGGCUCCUCACCUGUAAACUUUAUGGAAUGCUCUUGAAGUUGUAAUGUUGAAUUUUAUUUCGGUAAAAAUGGAUCGAGGCCAUUAUCAUUGCCUUGAACAGUCAAGUAGUUUCGGGUCGCGAUCA